CUUCUCUCUUUUGUACACAAAUUAUCUCUGCAUUUCUGUUCUAAUCCUCUGUUUUAAUCCACAGCUUAAUUAUGGAGAUCCAUCUCCUGCGUAUUUUCGCUUUUCUUGCUCUUGCACUGGUGACGAGCCAUGCUGCUCUGGCUCCUGAAGAAUACUGGAAAUCUGUUCUGCCAAACACUCCGAUGCCUAAAUCUGUUAGUGAUCUUCUACACGAAGAUCUGAUAGACGGGAAGAGCACUUCCGUUGAUGUGGGGAAGGGCGGUGUUCAUGUUGACGCCGGAAAAGGGAAGCCUGGCGGCACUUCCGUUAAUGUUGGAGGGAAGGGUGGCGGCGUCGAUGUUCAUACCGGAAAUGGAAAGCCCGGAGGCACUUCCGUUAAUGUAGGGAAGGGUGGCGUCGGAGUUGAUACUGGAAAAGGAAAGCCCGGGGGCACCAGUGUCGGUGUUGGCAAAGGAGGAGUAUCUGUGCACACAGGCCACAAGGGAAAGAAGCCUGUGAUUGUCAAGGUAAAUCCAGCUGGUUCGCCCUUCAUUUAUAAUUAUGCUGCCACGGAGGAUCAACUCCAUGAUAACCCCAACGUAGCUCUUUUCUUCCUGGAAAAGAGCAUGCAUCCCGGCGCAGAAAUGAACCUGUACUUCACCAAAAGCUCAGAGACGGCGGCGUUUUUGCCCCGACGUGUUUCAGAAUCAAUACCCUUCUCAUCCAACAAGAUGCCAGAAAUUCUAAACCGGUUUUCUGUGAAACCCGGUUCAACGGAAGCUGGGCUAAUGGAGAAAACAAUCAAAGAAUGCGAAGAACCGGGCAUUAGAGGGGAGGAAAAGUACUGCGCAACAUCGUUAGAAUCAAUGGUGGAUUUCAGCACUUCAAAGCUCGGAAAAGACGUGAACGCAAUCUCCACAGAGGUGGGAAAAGAGACCCAGUUGCAGAAAUACACCAUAGCUCCAGGGUUGAAGAAGAUGGGAGGAAAGAAAGCUGUCGUGUGCCACAAGCAAAGCUACGCAUAUGCGGUGUUUUACUGCCACUCGACGGAGACGACGAGGGCUUAUGUUGUGCCGCUGGAGGGCGCCGACGGGAGCAAAGCUAAAGCGGUGGCGAUCUGCCAUACCGACACGUCAGCGUGGAACCCGAAUCAUUUGGCUUUCCAAGUGCUGAAGGUGAAGCCGGGGAGUGUUCCGGUGUGCCAUUUCCUUCCUGAGGAUCAUAUUGUGUGGACGCAGAACUAGAUCGUCUCUUGCGUUUGAAAUUAACGAUAUUAUAUUAUAUAUGUACUUUCCAUAUAAAUCCCGCUGCAUUUUGCUACACUACAUGUUUAAUUAAAUAAUAUUCUAUAUAUAUUUGGGUAGGACGACGUAUAUUUUAGUCGUUAAUAAAUACAUCCUUAGGCUUUAUUACGCCAUUUUCUUUC
This is a messenger RNA of Corylus avellana, 1405 nucleotides long. RefSeq names its product BURP domain-containing protein 3. NCBI's taxonomy places the organism in Eukaryota, Viridiplantae, Streptophyta, Magnoliopsida, Fagales, Betulaceae. The record is from RefSeq and is a predicted model, not a curated record.